Musa acuminata subsp. malaccensis (wild Malaysian banana) is the source of this 1580-nucleotide messenger RNA. RefSeq names its product amino acid transporter AVT1H. Gene Ontology annotation, cellular component: vacuolar membrane. The record is from RefSeq and is a predicted model, not a curated record. Gene Ontology annotation, molecular function: L-amino acid transmembrane transporter activity. Gene Ontology annotation, biological process: amino acid transmembrane transport. NCBI's taxonomy places the organism in Eukaryota, Viridiplantae, Streptophyta, Magnoliopsida, Zingiberales, Musaceae.
UAAAAAAGGAUCUUAUUAAGUAGAUGUCGGAUUUCAGCGCGACAAAGUUCGGCCGAUGCUGGUCGUCUCUUGAGUUCGGCAAGCAGCCUCAGCGGAAUCAGGUUGUCAGUGAGACGGUGCACGGCGCCCAGCUCGCCGCCGCCGCGCAGUCUGCGAACUGUGUAACCUGCGUCGAGGGGAACAAGGUCUGCAAGUGUGGGAAAGAUACUGAAGUCUUGAACUUGCAGAGUGAACACCAUGCAAAGGCUACCAGCUCCUUCACUCACUCGGUGAUCAAUAUGAUCGGGAUGCUAAUAGGACUUGGUCAGCUGUCUACUCCAUAUGCUUUGGAGAAUGGAGGGUGGAGCUCGGUGUUCCUGCUGGUGGGGCUUGGAGUUAUGUGUGCCUACACCUCACAUAUCAUAGGGAAGUGCCUCGAAGAGGAUUCCAGCUCCAAGACCUACCAAGACAUCGGGCAGCAAGCUUUUGGGGCGAAAGGAAGGAUCAUAGCUUCCACCCUCAUCUACUUGGAGAUCUUCUUCGCCCUCGUAUCCUACACCAUCUCGCUGAGCGAUAACCUGCCCUUGGUGCUCUCCGGCGUGCAUGCCCAUAUUUCAUGGCUGCCUCUGUCGGCGUCGCAGCUGCUGACAGUCGUCGCGGUGCUGGUUGCGCUCCCCACCCUCUGGCUGAGGGACCUGUCUUCCAUCUCCUUCCUCUCCUUUGGUGGAAUCGUCAUGUCGCUCCUCAUCUUCGUCACCAUCGCCUGCACCGCAGCGUUCGGCGGUGUGAGGGGGAACCACAGCAUCCCUCUGCUUCAGCUUCGCAAGAUCCCAGGGAUCUCUGGGCUCUACAUCUUCAGCUACGCCGGUCAUAUCGUCUUCCCUAACAUAUACACCGCCAUGAAGGACCCUUCCAAGUUCACCAAGGUUUCCAUCGCGAGCUUCACCACCGUCACCAUGCUCUACACCGCUCUCGCCUUCAUGGGCGCCAAGCUUUUCGGGCCGGCCGUCAGCUCGCAGAUCACCCUCAGCAUGCCUCCCCACCUCAUCGCCACCAAGAUCGCGCUGUGGGCGACGGUGCUGACGCCGAUGACCAAGUACGCCCUCGAGUUCUCUCCCUUCGCCAGCCAACUCGAGCACAAGCUUCCUUCCACCAUGAGCUCCAGGGCGCGGAUGGUGAUAAGGGGCAGCGUGGGCUCCAUCCUGCUGCUGGUGAUCCUGGCGCUGGCCCUCUCCCUCCCUUACUUUGAGCACGUCCUCAGCCUCACCGGCUCCCUCGUGAGCAUAGCCAUUUCGCUGAUCUUCCCCUGUGCCUUCUACCUUAAGAUCUGCUGGCCUCAGGUCUCCAAGCCCACGGUUGUCCUCAACGGAGUACUAAUAGUCCUCGGAGCUCUCCUGGGCGUGGUGGGAACGAUCUCUUCUUCCAAGGCACUCAUCCAAAGCAUUCAGAGAGGCCAUUCACUUUGAGCUUGCGAACUGUUGUUCUAUCUACCAAUCAACAUGAAGAGUGCUAUGCAUGAAGCUUCAUCGUCUGUUCGGGCCAAUUAUAUGAUUAUGAUGAUGAUGAUGGUAUAAAUACAAAUACUCCAAUUUCCUGGAAAG